AUGUUCGGGUUAAUUCUAAUUUUUAUUCCGACGAUAAUAUGGGUGGAGGCGACGACUACGACCACGACAACAACAAUGAUGACGACAACCACCGUCGAUACGAGCUAUUCGUACAUUUGCGUGUGUGACAAUACGUCACAAGUUGUCGCGGGCACCGGAUGCUCGAUUACGGGCUCCGACACGGAAGUGAAUUACGCCGGUUGUUCAUGUGCUGACGGGACGGAUAUCCAACCAAAGCAAGUAUCUGGUAUCUGGGUACUGUAUUGUGGAGAUGAACCGACUGGGAAUUAUACUGGAUAUACAACCACUACUACGACCACUGUCAGUACCUCUACGGACUGCGAAGACCUGGAUGAAGACGGGGAAUGUGACGAGGCACAAGCAUUACGCUGUACGACACGAUACAUGUCGGAGAGCCUAUACAAAAUAUUCAAAUGGGCAUUUCUGGUGAUGUUUAUAUGGAUUACCGGAUGGGUGUUGGCUACGAUAUUUGUCAACAUCAAGCAUAAAAAUACCGGGCACCACCGCUACAUCCAUCUUUUUGAGGAGAUUUCGAUCGUUUUGUUAUUUUUGACGAUGGUCGGGCUGCAGUUGUUCUUCAACAUCAAGCAGAAUCCCUGCAAACUCCUAAAAAUCCUCUCGCACCUCUUCAUGGUCGUCACUUGCGGAGCGUUCUUUUUUGAGGCCUGGUUCGCCAAUUCUCUGAUCAACGCGAAUUCCCUGAAAAACGGCAGCGUCCCGGCUUUCCUGAACUAUUUGCUGCCCGUCGUGAUGGGUGUCGUCGUUUCGCUACUUUCAUAUUUUGCGAAAAAGACGGAAUAUGCAUUGAGUGGAUUACACUGCUUGGCGCCGACAAAUGCUGAAAUCUUAUGGGCCUACUGUAUCCCGCCGUGGAUUCUGUUGAUGGCCGCGUCGUGGAAGGUGCAAACCGCCUUUCUGCAAUGCCGAAAAUUCGACCCGAAAAAAGCCGACGAGAAGCAGAUCUACUGGGCAUUCCGAUCAGCCCGUGCUCUUCCUCCAUUCGGAUGGCUUCUCUUUGGCAUCUAUAUGUCGAUGAUCUUCGGCAUGGAUCAGCAAUUAUUCUGGGUUCUCGCGCUCGCCAUUGUGAUGAUGAUCAUCUACGGGCCGGCCAUAUUCUUCGUUCACACUUAUGGACAUAUUAAUGUGAGUUUA
This is a messenger RNA of Mesorhabditis spiculigera, 1173 nucleotides long. Lineage: Eukaryota; Metazoa; Nematoda; Chromadorea; Rhabditida; Rhabditidae. The record is from the annotation of a GenBank genome assembly.